This is a messenger RNA of Cetraspora pellucida, 1185 nucleotides long. Lineage: Eukaryota; Fungi; Glomeromycota; Glomeromycetes; Diversisporales; Gigasporaceae. The record is from the annotation of a GenBank genome assembly.
CACAAUUAUGGAAUAUAAGUGAUGAUGAAGUAUACGACUCAUUAGUAAUCGAGAAUAGAUUAAUAAUCGCGGAUACGGCCUUACAACCAUUACUAGAUAGAUAUAGUACGAGCUUUGGGGGCUCUAACAUAAAUAUGAUAAAGAGACGUGUAACUGUCUAUACAAUAGACACUGGAAAGAUUGAUAUUAUAAAAUCUCGGAUGGGAAGACAUAGAGAGUUAUUAUCUUUUGAACAAGCAAGACAAAAUAGAUCCCUACAUGAAUUAAGGAACCAAUUUAAUCAGAUAGUUAACCUAGCUAUAGAAUAUAGAAGAAAUAAAUAUAAUAAACUAAAUGUACUCAUUCACACUGAUAUAAUGGCUAAUAAUAACAUUGUAACGUUGACAUCUAAUGAAAACACAAGUACUCUUGAAGACUCCAUCAAGAGAUAUAACCCGAUUUUAAUAACUGUAAACAGUUCAUCUCAUUCAGAUAUUUCUAAACGUCAAAAUAAAGCCAGCAUACGUGACAUAUCUAAUAUGGUUUUAAGUGGUGAUGGUUUAUGUGAUAAUAUUUGUGAUUUUACAUGUUCAAUUGGCUUAUGGGUAAAAAAUCGACAAAAUAUAGAUUACCUUGUAACUGCGGGGCAUUGUAUUAUAGAUUCUGAUAGUGGUAGUAUUUCAACCGAUUUUUAUCAUAUACCAUGGAGUACGACACAAAAUACGACACAAAAUACUAAUUUUAAAUUUCUUGGGAAAUCUGUAUUUGCUAGUAUUGAACCAUAUGAUUUUGGUUUAAUUCAAGUAAUGGGCACUGAUUUCAAACUAGCAGCGAAUAUAAUAAAGAAUAUAGGUUAUAGCCAAUAUCCAGAAUUAUUCAUAAAUAGAAAUCUUAAAGUAUAUAACCAUGGUAUUCAUAUAUGUAAAGUUGGUUUCGCUUCCCAUCUUUCUUGUGGGUUUAUAAAGGGGCUCAAUGGGAUUUUCAUAACAAAAGAUGGUAUAACGAGUGACAUGUUCAUUACAACACUUUACUCAAUUGGAGGUGAUAGCGGUGGGCCUUCAUUUGUUUUUUCUGCUUUUUCACAGGAUUUGCGUUCAGUAGAUUUAGUUGGUAUACACAUUGGAAGUAAUGGUAUAAAUGAGGCUUUUGCUCUACCAAUAGAUUCUAUUCUCAGAUCGUUUGACAUCCAUGUUGUGCCUGUCAAUC